This is a messenger RNA of Paramuricea clavata, 411 nucleotides long. The record is from the annotation of a GenBank genome assembly. Lineage: Eukaryota; Metazoa; Cnidaria; Anthozoa; Malacalcyonacea; Plexauridae.
AUGUUUAGCGUCAAAAACAGUCUACAGUUUAAUUCAUCUAAAUGUGAAAUCCUCACAGUUACAAGAAAGAAAAAUCCCAGUACAUUUCCAUACAACCUGGCUGGUAAUGAUCUUGUUCGUUGUGAUGAAGUAAGAGAUUUGGGGAUAACAAUAACAUAUAAUCUUAAGUGGGAUUCUCAUGUCACACAAAUUCGAUCUACUGCAAACAAAUGUCUGGGUCUCCUGAAACGGACUUGUUAUGAUUUACCUGAUACACGAGCUAGGAGAGCUUUGUAUCUAUCCCUAGUUAAAUCGCAACUAAGUUACGGUUCUCAAGUAUGGUCCCCUGAAUCUGCUACUUUGAAGAAAAGAAUUGAAGGCGUGCAACGACGUGCUUCGUUGUGGAUUUUAAGACUUAAACGAGGGGCUUAG